Fusarium redolens is the source of this 1422-nucleotide messenger RNA. Its product is annotated as HAD-like domain-containing protein. The transcript is spliced from 3 exons. The coding region runs from base 1 to 1422 and encodes 473 amino acids. Lineage: Eukaryota; Fungi; Ascomycota; Sordariomycetes; Hypocreales; Nectriaceae. The record is from RefSeq and is a predicted model, not a curated record.
AUGUCCUGUCUAAGCUAUACCACAGUUGUCCUCCAUUUGGGCCGAGUGCUCGUCAACUACACCACCAAAAACACCGUCGGCUUAUCGUCAAGCCAAAUUGCCAGCGCUCUGGACUCACCUGGCUGGCAUGACUAUGAACGAGGCAAAAUCUCUGAGCGAGAGGCUUACGACAGAGUUACGAGAGACUCCAAGAUCGAUUUGGAGACCUGGAUACAGGUCUUGGAGCAAAUGAGAUAUGGUAAGAGGGCAAACCAGGCCCUCAUAUCCGCCGUCAAGGAAAUGAAGCAGACUUACCCCAAUGUCAAGAUCUUUUGUCUUUCAAAUAUCCCGAGGCCUGAACUUGAGCUUCUGAAAGAUGACAUUGACAGUUGGGGUAUCAUCGAUCAGGUUUUUGCAUCUUCAAACCUGGGAGAGCGAAAGCCAGACCUGGCUAUUUACAAGGAGUUCUUGAAGCAAGCUCAGGUGUCCACAUCAUCGUGCAUCUUUGUUGAUGACAAGGUUGACAAUGUCAUUGCGGCUCAGACAUUGGGAUUCAAAGGAAUUGUCUUCAAGGAUAACCAGUCACUGAUCAGAGUACUUCACAACGCACUGGGCGACCCUGUUCUCCGGGCCAAAAGGUUCCUCAAUCAGAAUGCAAAGAACAUGUUCUGCACACUUAGUACAGGGCAGAUGCAGCCUGAUAAUUACUCACAGCUAAUAAUUCUGCAAAAUACGGGAGAUCAGGACUUGGUAGUACUGGAAAACGAGCGGUAUACUUGGAACUACUUUCAGGGAAAACCAACGUUUGCAGGGACGACAUACCCUGACGAUUCAGACACGACAUCUCUAGCCAUGACAAUCUUGGAGGGUAUCCCAAUGGCUGACAAGGUGCGAGCGAGAGAUAAGAUCCUCUCGAACUUGAGUCCUGGUGGAUUGCCAUACUGCUGGUUCAGCAAGACGAGACCUCGAUUCUGUCACUGUAUCUGCGCCACUGUUUUCCGCUUCUUUGUCAUCAACGAGUGGCAAUUUAAGCUUCCCGGAGUCUACGAGUUCCUUUGUCAGCUCCUCGAAACAAGGGCCUAUCUCCACGGCAGUCGUUACUACGAAAGCCCAGAUUGGCUGCUUUACAUUCUGUCUGAUCUUUGCGCUCGUCGACCUUCAGAUCCAAACCUUGAGAAGAUGCGAGAACUACUUGUCGGAUGUAUACAAGAGCGCAUGGGCUGUAAUGGUAACAUUCUCAGUGCUGCUAUGAGAGUUUUGAGUGCCCAGUCUCUAGGUUUGACAAAUGGCAGAGAUCUUGAGAUUGUGCUUGAAGCUCAACAGCUCGAUGGUGGGUGGGAAUUGGCAUGGCUGUGGGGUUACGGUACGAAACCGCUCAAGAUUGGGAGCCGAGGCGUUGUCACGGCUAUGGCCAUGAAUGCGAUUCGGCGUGCACGGGCCUAA